CAGAGGAGCGCUCAGUCCAGGCCAGCUCUCUCCUCCCUGGCGGCUCUGGGAUGGAUGCGUGUCUGCGCUCAGGGCAGCAGCCCCAGUCCGUGGACGAGGCACCGAGACCCCCGGAUGAAGAGGGUCUACAGACAGACGGCAGCAGCGGACCCCCGGGAGAUUCUAACAAGAUAGAACCAUCGCUUCAAAGCCUCCAGAAAUUCGUUCCUAUGAAUUACGCCAGCUACACCCAGGAGUACUAUUGGUUUGCAGGCAAGAGGAUUGUCAUUCAAGAAUCGAUCGAGAGUUACGGAGCGGUGGUGUGGCCAGGGGCCAUGGCUUUGUGCCAGUAUUUGGAGGAACACGCAGAGGAACUUGGUCUCCAAGGAGCUAAGAUGCUCGAAAUCGGUGCUGGACCAGGCCUCGUUUCCAUCGUGGCCAGUAUUCUAGGAGCUCAAGUCACAGCAACGGAUUUGCCUGACGUCCUAGGGAACCUUCAAUACAAUCUUUUAAGGAACACACUAAACCAUACAGCACAUCUGCCUGAAGUGAAAGAGCUGGUGUGGGGAGAGGGCCUGGAACAGAACUUCCCCAAGUCCACAUGUUACUAUGAUUACUUGCUGGCUUCUGACGUGGUCUACCACCAUUAUUUCCUGGACAAGCUGCUUGCCACCAUGGCGUACCUCUGCCAGCCGGGAACAGUGUUGCUUUGGGCAAACAAGUUCAGAUUCAGCACCGAUUAUGAAUUUUUAGAUAAAUUCAAGCAGGUUUUUGACACAACACUCUUGGCUGAAUUUCAAGAGUCAUCAAUCAAACUUUUUAAAGGAGUGCUAAAAUGGGACUAAAUUAAACAAGAUACCUUUC
Delphinapterus leucas (beluga whale) is the source of this 843-nucleotide messenger RNA. RefSeq names its product methyltransferase 21C, AARS1 lysine (gene METTL21C). NCBI's taxonomy places the organism in Eukaryota, Metazoa, Chordata, Mammalia, Artiodactyla, Monodontidae. The record is from RefSeq and is a predicted model, not a curated record.